Molecule: messenger RNA, 1536 nt
Organism: Salvelinus namaycush (lake trout)
Lineage: Eukaryota; Metazoa; Chordata; Actinopteri; Salmoniformes; Salmonidae
Product: reticulon-4 receptor-like 1
Exons: 7
Coding region: 1-1536 (511 amino acids)
Cellular component (GO): plasma membrane
Molecular function (GO): protein binding
Source: RefSeq, a predicted model, not a curated record
AUGUGGCCCACAUCCGUGCUGAGUCCGGGAAGGCCGGAUCUAAUCCUGCUGGCCCAGUUCUGGCGCCCGGAUCCAGAUGGAGGUCUGGUGUUUGCAGGGAUGGGUAUGUGUCUGUUGUACCAGGGUAUGUGUCUGUUGUACCAGGGUAUGUGUCUGUUGUACGAGGGUUCUGGAGGUGUGGAGCUGCUCCUCGUCCUGUGCGGCCUGGACCUCUCCUCCCCCUGUCCCAGGAACUGUAUCUGCUACACCUCUCCCAGCACCGUAUCCUGUCAGGCACAUAACUUUCUGUCUGUCCCAGAGGAGAUCCCAGCCCAGAGCGAGAGGGUCUUCCUGCAGAACAACAAGAUCCAGCGUCUGCUGCGAGGCCACUUCAGCCCCACCACGGCCAUGCUGUGGCUGUACUCCAACAACAUCUCCUACAUCCAGGCCUCCACCUUUCAUGGCUUUUCCCGCCUGGAGGAGCUGGAUUUGGGGGACAACCGUCACCUGAGGGCCCUGGCUUCAGACACCUUCCAGGGCCUAGGCCGGCUGCACGCCCUGCACCUCUACCACUGUGGGCUGCUCAGCCUGACGCCGGGGAUCUUCGAGGGGCUCAGCAGCCUGCAGUACCUCUAUCUACAGGACAACCAGUUGGAGUUCCUGGAAGAUGAUCUGUUUGUGGACCUGCUUAACCUCACCCACCUCUUCCUCCAUGGCAACAAGCUCUGGUCCCUCCACCAGAACACAUUCAGGGGACUGGGAGUCCUGGACCGCCUCUUACUACACCAGAACCGGCUACAGUGGGUCCAUCGUCUGGCCUUCCACGACCUGAGUCGCCUCACCACCCUCUACCUGUUCAACAACUCUCUGACUGAGCUGUCUGGAGCCAGUCUGGCUCUACUGUCUGCCCUGGAAUACCUCAGACUCAACAACAACCCCUGGGAGUGUGACUGCAAGGCUCUGCCACUGUGGGACUGGCUGCGGAGGUUCCGGGGUUCAACGUCGGUGCUGGAGUGCGUUUCCCCUCCUGAGCUCCAGGGCCGGGACCUGAAGGGCCUGAGGAAAGAGGAUCUACCCAGCUGUUCAGCAGGAGAAGCCCGGGGAGGAGGGGUCGUAGGCGGGGAGGCCGAGCUGGGGGAGUCCCAGACGAAAGACGAAGACCAUCGACUCCAUCACAGGAACCACAAGCACCGCCAUAACCACCACCAGCACCUUCCACACGGGGACCAGAACAACGGGGACCCGUCCUCUUCGCCCCUACCCUUACCCCUUCCCAGGCCGCCCAAGGGGAGUCACAGGAACUGUACCCGGGGCCGCAAGGGAAAGGGUGGCAAGGGGGGUCAGAACGAGGUGCAGGUACUGAGGGGGGAGGAGGACUACACCCCGGGAGGGAAUAAAUACAACCCUUCCGCCCCCCCUCGCAGGAGGAACAAGUGUGUCCCCAGGACAUCAGUUGGCCCGCCCAGUGGGGUCAAGAGAGCCAAUAGUAACGUGGCGUCCUGCCCCGCUGGGACUUUUCUCUGCAUCCUAUUGGCUGUGCUGCUGUCACUCAGCUGA